AUGAAGAGGAGAGCCGCCGAGAGGGGGAGUUGCCGAGAAGAAGAGCUGCUGGAAGGAAGAGCAGUGGUGAAGACGCGCGCCGAUACCACAAUCGCCAGGGCGAGGACGACGCGCAGCCGCGGUGCCCGGCAGUAUCAGUCUGCCAUCUACUGGCUCGUUCACGCUCGACACUAUUACAGCGCUGCCAACACCAAGCCAUCGAACCGACUACUGCCAUCCAGUUUCCCCAAGGGUAGAGGAGCCACUCUUCAGCCGGGAAGCACGGCGACCCCGGCGCUGGAUCGUGCAGUCUGCCGCGAGAGGCUGAAGCAAGACUCGACGUGA
Molecule: messenger RNA, 324 nt
Organism: Gaeumannomyces tritici R3-111a-1
Lineage: Eukaryota; Fungi; Ascomycota; Sordariomycetes; Magnaporthales; Magnaporthaceae
Exons: 3
Coding region: 1-324 (107 amino acids)
Source: RefSeq, a predicted model, not a curated record